GAGCUGCACGUCUCACUGCAGCUGCGUUGGCGAGCGCGGCUUGCCGGGGCCUCACCAUCUGUUCACUUUCUAUUCCCAUUGGCGAACUGCGGUCACUGUCGCCUCGACUAUGAAUCAGCGAGUCAUCUACACAGAGGUCGCUGCAGCACUCGAGUAUUGAUGUUGCAAGAGAUGACCCGCGACGCCGAGAUGAACAACCAGAACACCCAGAAGACGGAAACGAACACGUCGCGGUCCGCCAGGGUUACGGCGACGGUGAAAGUCGAACCGGUGGCCGUCGGAGAAGGACUUAGGCUCAACCCGUACUACUUCAAAACUGUCCCUGGAAUCCUAAAGCUGAUUCAAGUGCUGUUCGGCAUGAUCUGCCUGGGCUGCGCCUCCCCGGCGCUGAUCGGCUACGCCCGGUUCUUCCUGUUCGUGGCGGCGCUCUGCUACAUCGUCACGGUCCUGCUGUGUAUCAUCUACGUGCUGGGCGUCAACACGGCCCUGUCGGCACUGCCCUGGCUGUUGGGCGAGUUGGCGUACACGGUGACGGCUGUCGUCCUCUACAUCAUCGCAUCCGUAACACAGCUGGUGUCGCAGUCAAGCUACUAUGAAACUUGGCCCACUAUGUUCAGUGCUCUGAACGGCCAAUACAUCGCUGCUGGCGUGUUCGGGCUGCUGCAGGCGAUCGUCUACGGCGCCGGAGCGUUCCUGCUGUUCCAGGACUGGAAGGCGACUAGGCCGCCCCCGCCACCCCCGCAGCCACCGCGGCCCACCAACUGAGCUGUGGACGCCUCUAGCCCCUACGGGACGCUUCCUUCCCGUUUUUUUUUAACUAUUUUCUUAUUUGCUCGCCCAGAACCGAGACGAGGUGGGCCACGGCUGCCCACGCACUAACAGAGAAGACACGGCACUCACGGACCGCACACGACACUGCUUGCGGUUCCAAUUACGAGCGCACCGUCUGUCUGUAUAGCCCGCCGUCAUCAAUACGCGAGUAUCGAGUGAGAGAGAGAGAAGAACAUUAUUCUGCGCGUUUUUAUAUAUAUAUAUAUAUAUAUAUAGUUUGCAACUAUAUUCCUUGUAGUCAUCUCGUUUAUUGCGACCAGUCAAGUUCUCACUCACAUUAAGUAUGUGGCGGUUACCCUUAACCGGCGCGUGUACAUCCCAUCCCUUUGUAUCUUCAACGCUGUAUAACGAACUCACUGACACACUGGCGUGCCGUCAUGAGAUUCUCAAAACAGAUUAUUAAAAACUGAGUGCUGUCUGA
This is a messenger RNA of Rhipicephalus sanguineus (brown dog tick), 1252 nucleotides long. Its product is annotated as MARVEL domain-containing protein 1. Bases 160 to 765 code for a protein of 201 amino acids. Gene Ontology annotation, cellular component: membrane. The record is from RefSeq and is a predicted model, not a curated record. The transcript is spliced from 5 exons. Lineage: Eukaryota; Metazoa; Arthropoda; Arachnida; Ixodida; Ixodidae.